GGACUGCCAGUCUUCCACCUCAACUUCGUUCUUCCGUCUCUUCCCCUCGCUUCUUCGCCUUCUUCUUCCCAUCACCUGCUCUCCCCUAUACCAAUUCGCAUGCUGCAUUGUGCUGGGCUUUCUUCUUGUCGAUUACGUCCCAUAGAACUCCGUAUUUGCCCUAUCCAUUUUGGGAAACCCGUUCUCGUUCGUUCGGCUGCUGUCGCCAUCACUCUGGCUGCCUCUGCUGUAGUAGUACCUCCACUACAAUUCCGGCCAUGGCGGCGCAGGCAGCUCUGAUUGCCGACACCAUUGUUGGCAUGAAGAGAGCCCUCCGCAAGGAGAAUGACUACUCUGGACCCGACGAUCCGAUCACACAACCAACAAAUCGGGGUAAUAAACUACAUACAAACUCGAACUUUGUCCGAGAAGGUGCUUUGGGUUACAUACAUCCGGAGGAGCUCUAUAAACAGAAAAUUGAACAUGCUGGAUACACGCGUUAUAUCCUCCAGCCUAAUCCCGUGCGCUAUGAUUCAGAAGGUGAUGAGUUGGACGAGGAUGACGAAGAUUCCGAAGCUGAUGCCGCUGCGGCGGCAGAAAAUCCAUUUUCGGAAAUUGCGCUUGAAAACUUCCUUUGCCCUCUAAAACACCCGUCCGAGCUCCCUACCCAUCCUUCCCUAUCGCACGCUUAUACGUCAAAGGCGCUGCUGCACAUGACGCAGGCAAUCGAAGCCAAACUCCGUCAAGAAAGAGCACUGCUUUGGCGGGCCAGGAAUCUACACCGGCAGUUUUUGGGAGACAGUUCUUGGAUGCCGUCUGGUGCAGUGGAGACGCCUGAAGACAGAUGGAUCUUUGAGCCCCGGAUAGCCCAUACGACACGUAGCUCACCUGGGAGUCAAUACAGACAUAACGGGGCUGCAAGUCCUUUGGUGCCAGGGCCUUCGGCUCAGAAAAGCAGUGUGCAAGGCGCGUCCGUGGGUGCAGGUGAAUCAAAGUCGCCUCAGCCUCCCCAGAACGAGAAUGCUCAGGACAAGACUGCCGCAGUUAAGGACGUUGAGAUGACCGAUAUUCACGACCAGGAGACGACGCACAAAGAAACCGUCACAAAUGCGCUUGAACAACCCCGAGAGCCGAAAUCAGAAGAAGUUGAUACCCCAGUUGGCGACCUUCCUCAUCAUUCAGAGACCAUCAACCAAGCCAUACAAGUCAAUGGAAGCCUCACGGCAAACGCAAAGUCUAAUGGGGAUAAAGUGACGAACUCGGAUGGCACUUCAGACAAGGAUGGCAUGGAGCGCGAAGGUGCCACAAUCCAGGGCAAUGCGCAGCCUGAUCCCGAAUUUCAAGACGAUGCACAGGUAGACGGGACGGAUGCGGAUGCAGAUGCAGAUGCAGAAAUGCAAGAUGGAUCAUCUCCCGAGCCACCUCGGCGCAUGACGACCCGGGCACAGGCUAAUGCAGCGAACCCACAGGAGGGCGAAUCUGGACCCCUCUCCCCGUCCCCUUCUGACGACACAUUAGGGAGUCUUCCGACACCCCAUCCUCUUUUCCUUAUACCGGACUCUGUUCGGCCAGAUUCGAACUUCGGCCUCCCGCCCAACGAAGCGGAAGAGACACGUCGACUGCUUUGGUCUUAUGUACAGAAGCAGGAGGAGACCGUUCGUGGAUUUGAGCAUAUGCUGGAGUCUCUGCUCCGGGCCAAUCGGAUGAAAGAGGAUGUGCUCGAGUGGUGCAAAGCGGAGGGGCACGUGGGCGAGAUGAGCGAUGGAGAAGACUGGUAUGAUCGGGAGAAAUGGGGCCUUGCCGAAGGAGAAGACCUCAAGAAGGGUGCUGAUGAGGAUGAAAUCGAACCGGUGGAGGAGAGCCGGACGUCGACCAAGAGAGGCCGAGGUCGACGGGCAUAGGCUGGAUCCUUGUUGCUGUCGACAGGCAUUUUGGCUUUUGAUGUCUCUCCGACGCAGCUCUUGCCGUCUGCACGUUCAUACCACUUGCGCUUUCCAAAGACCCAUAGCGUGGAGUUGGCGGCGUUUUGGGACGGUGAACCAGGUGUCUCAUAUUUGGCUACCACAGAAAAUUGGUGUGAGUGAGAUGGUCUUUCCCCCCCCCCCCCCCCCCCCCC
Messenger RNA from Aspergillus eucalypticola CBS 122712, 2095 nucleotides. RefSeq lists its product as uncharacterized. Gene Ontology annotation, cellular component: cytosol; Rpd3L complex. The coding region runs from base 258 to 1880 and encodes 540 amino acids. The transcript has 4 exons. Lineage: Eukaryota; Fungi; Ascomycota; Eurotiomycetes; Eurotiales; Aspergillaceae. Gene Ontology annotation, biological process: negative regulation of silent mating-type cassette heterochromatin formation; negative regulation of rDNA heterochromatin formation. The record is from RefSeq and is a predicted model, not a curated record.